Molecule: messenger RNA, 2090 nt
Organism: Hibiscus syriacus
Lineage: Eukaryota; Viridiplantae; Streptophyta; Magnoliopsida; Malvales; Malvaceae
Product: patellin-3-like
Exons: 4
Coding region: 109-1875 (588 amino acids)
Molecular function (GO): lipid binding
Source: RefSeq, a predicted model, not a curated record
GUUUCUAUCUUUUUCUUCCAUUUUAAGCUCUCCCUUCCUCUCCCAAUCUUAAUCCCACUCUUCAUCUUUCAAAAAAAAAAUCUCUGUUAUCGUCAUCAUCUCAUAUCCAUGGCCGAGAAGACCCAAAAGUCAGCCGCUGCUCCGGCUGAGGAAGUUACUGUGGUGGUGGAGAAGCCUGAAGUUGCCGAGAAGGAACCACAACCGUCACCGCCUGCUCCCGUUCCGGAGCCUGAGGUGCCCGAGAAGCCUGCAGCUGUUGCUGUUGUUGAAGAAGAAAAGGAAGAAGCUGUUGUUGAAAUUGAUGAGAAGGCCAAGGUUGAAGAGAGUACGAUUACUGAAUCGGUUUCUUUCAAAGAAGAAACUAAUGUCGUUGGUGAACUACCCGGGGCUCAAAAGAAGGCUCUUGAUGAGCUUAAACAGCUCAUUCAAGAAGCGCUUAACAAGCACGAAUUCACUGCCAAAGAAGAAAAACCAGUAGCUGAGAGAAAAAUAGAAGAAGAAAAGAAAGAAGAGGUAGAGGAAGAGAAACCUGCUGCUGCUGUUGAAAUUUCAGAGGAGUCAAAGGUGGAAACGGAAGCACUCGCCUCUGUUGAAGUUAAGGAAGAAGAGAAAACUCUUCCUCCACCACCUCCAGCUGAUAAGCCGACUGUCGAGGCGGCGGCCGUGGUAACUGAAGUGGUUGAAAAGGUGACAGCCGUAGACGAUGACGGCGCCAAGACGGUGGAGGCAAUCGAGGAGUCUGUAGUAUCAGUCGCCACUCCUCCCGCAGAAACAGAGGAGGCCGCCGUUGAAGUUGCUCCUCAAACCGAGGAGACAAAAGAAGCUAAAGUUACACCGCCACUGGCCGAGGAGGUCUCUAUAUGGGGAAUUCCGUUCUUGGCAGACGAGAAAAGCGAUGUGAUCCUGUUGAAAUUCCUGAGGGCAAGAGAUUUCAAGGUAAACGACGCAUUCACCAUGAUAAAAAACACUGUCCGUUGGCGAAAAGAAUUCGGUAUCGAUUCCCUGCUUGAUGAAGAUUUAGGAAAUGAAUUAGAAAAAGUAGUUUUCAUGCACGGAUUCGAUAAAGAAGGUCAUCCCGUCUGCUACAAUGUGUAUGGAGUAUUCCAGAACAAGGAGAUGUAUCAAAAUACUUUUGCUGAUGAAGAAAAACGAGCCAAGUUCUUGAGAUGGAGGAUUCAGUUCUUGGAAAAGAGCAUUCGUAAACUUGAUUUCACUCCUAAUGGCAUCAACACAAUCGUUCAAGUGAACGAUCUCAAGAAUUCACCUGGACCGGCCAAAAAAGAGCUUAGACAAGCCACUAAUCAAGCCCUCAACUUGCUGCAGGAUAACUAUCCAGAAUUUGUGGCCAAACAAGUGUUCAUCAAUGUUCCAUGGUGGUACUUGGCUUUCAACAGGAUGAUCAGUCCUUUUCUGACUCAGAGAACCAAGAGCAAGUUUGUGUGUGCAGGUCCAUCCAAAUCUACUGAAACCCUCUUCAAAUAUAUUGAUCCUGAACAAGUCCCGGUUCAAUAUGGUGGACUGAGUAGAGAGGGUGAACAAGAGUUCACGGUGGUGGAUGCCGUAACAGAGGUGACAAUCAAGCCAGCAACCAAGCACACCAUUGAAUUCCCGAUAACAGAGAAGUGUAAUCUGGUUUGGGAGCUCCGAGUUGUGGGAUGGAAUGUCAGUUAUGGUGCCGAAUUCGUGCCGACGGCUGAAGAUGGGUACACCGUGAUCUUGUCGAAAGUGAGGAAAGUAUCGUCCGCGGAUGAAACCGUGAUUUCCGAUAGCUUCAAAACCAGUGAGUCUGGGAAAGUUGUUCUCACCAUUGAUAAUCAAACAUCAAAGAAGAAGAAGCUUCUUUAUCGAUCCAAGACCAAGGCUUACUCUGAUUGAAGACUACAAAGGAGAGUGUGUUCGGAUUUUGUUGUUGUUGAAAUUUUAAUUUAUAAAUUUAGAAGCUUUGGGAUUUAUUUUUAUAUUUUUUUAUUAGUUAAUUGGGAUUUUGGUUUUAUUUGAUCUUUCUAUAUAUUGAUAAAGAUGGGAUGACAAUGUGUGCAAUGUGAAAAGGGAUCUGUUUUGUUAUUGUGGAACUUCAUUUUGAUUCUAAA